This is a messenger RNA of Gymnodraco acuticeps, 1677 nucleotides long. Its product is annotated as asparagine-rich protein-like. Bases 1 to 1677 code for a protein of 558 amino acids. The transcript is spliced from 4 exons. The record is from RefSeq and is a predicted model, not a curated record. NCBI's taxonomy places the organism in Eukaryota, Metazoa, Chordata, Actinopteri, Perciformes, Bathydraconidae.
AUGAAGAACACCAAGGAGACCAAAAGACAAGAGACCAAUCAGGAGGAGGGAAACCAAGUGAAGAAUGAAGAACACCAAGGAGGCCAGAAGACAAGAGACCAAUCAGGAGGAGGGAAGCCAAGUUGGGGAAGAGCGCAGGGCCCGGAGGAGCCCUGCGUGGUGCACUGGGUUAGGGUUAGGGUAAUAUAUAGGGAGCCCUAUACCUGCACUGAAUCUGGAUCAGAGACUGCAUCUGGAUCAGAAUCUGAAUCUGGAUCAGAGACUGGAUCUGGAUCAGAAUCUGGAUCUGGAUCAGAGACUAGACUGAAUCUGGAUCAGAAUCUGAAUCUGGAUCAGAAUCUGGAUCUGGAUCAGAGACUGAAUCUGGAUCAGAGACUGAAUCUGGAUCAGAGACUGAAUCUGGAUCAGAAUCUGGAUCUGGAUCAGAGACUGAAUCUGGAUCAGAGACUGAAUCUGGAUCAGAGACUGGAUCUGGAUCAGAGACUGAAUCUGGAUCAGAAUCUGGAUCUGGAUCAGAGACUGAAUCUGGAUCAGAGACUGAAUCUGGAUCUGAAUCUGGAUCAGAGACUGGAUCUGGAUCAGAAUCUGAAUCUGGAUCAGAGACUGAAUCUGGAUCAGAAUCUGGAUCUGGAUCAGAAUCUGGAUCUGGAUCAGAGACUGAAUCUGGAUCAGAAUCUGGAUCUGGAUCAGAAUAUGGAUCUGGAUCAGAGACUGAAUCUGGAUCAGAGACUGAAUCUGGAUCUGAAUCUGGAUCAGAGACUGGAUCUGGAUCAUAAUCUGGAUCUGGAUCAGAGACUGAAUCUGGAUCAGAGACUGAAUCUGGAUCAGAAUCUGGAUCUGGAUCAGAGACUGAAUCUGGAUCAUAAUCUGAAUCUGGAUCAGAGACUGAAUCUGGAUCAGAGACUGAAUCUGAAUCUGGAUCAGAAUCUGGAUCUGGAUCAGAAUCUGGAUCUGGAUCAGAGACUGAAUCUGGAUCAGAAUCUGGAUCUGGAUCAGAGACUGAAUCUGGAUCAGAGACUGAAUCUGGAUCAGAGACUGGAUCUGGAUCAGAGACUGAAUCUGGAUCAGAAUCUGGAUCUGGAUCAGAAUCUGGAUCUGGAUCAGAGACUGAAUCUGGAUCAGAGACUGAAUCUGGAUCAGAAUUCUGGAUCAGAGACUGAAUCUGGAUCAGAGACUGAAUCUGAAUCUGGAUCAGAAUCUGGAUCUGGAUCAGAGACUGAAUCUGGAUCAGAAUCUGGAUCUGGAUCAGAAUCUGGAUCUGGAUCAGAGACUGAAUCUGGAUCAGAGACUGCAUCUGGAUCUGAAUCUGGAUCAGAGACUGGAUCUGGAUCAGAAUCUGGAUCUGGAUCAGAGACUGAAUCUGGAUCAGAGACUGAAUCUGGAUCAGAAUCUGGAUCUGGAUCAGAGACUGAAUCUGGAUCAGAAUCUGAAUCUGGAUCAGAGACUGAAUCUGGAUCAGAGACUGAAUCUGAAUCUGGAUCAGAAUCUGGAUCUGGAUCAGAGACUGAAUCUGAAUAUGGAUCAGAAUCUGGAUCUGGAUCAGAAUCUGGAUCUGGAUCAGAGACUGAAUCUGGAUCAGAGACUGAAUCUGAAUAUGGAUCAGAAUCUGGAUCUGGAUCAGAAUCUGGAUCUGGAUCAGAGACUGAAUCUGGAUCAGAAUCUGGAUCAGAGACUUGA